Molecule: messenger RNA, 3797 nt
Organism: Hyposmocoma kahamanoa
Lineage: Eukaryota; Metazoa; Arthropoda; Insecta; Lepidoptera; Cosmopterigidae
Product: myogenesis-regulating glycosidase
Exons: 8
Coding region: 157-3207 (1016 amino acids)
Biological process (GO): carbohydrate metabolic process
Molecular function (GO): hydrolase activity, hydrolyzing O-glycosyl compounds
Source: RefSeq, a predicted model, not a curated record
AACCGACGCCCGCGCAGCUCGCCAAACUGUGAAGUGAUGUGAACGGGUUUUUCAAGAUAAAAUAUUAAAUUUUUGUGCAGUUACGUGCUUCUUCUGUUGGGGAGAAAACUGUUCUAGUAGGAAUUGACGAAACCGACUAUGCACCCCUAACUGAAGAUGGACAACGGCAGACCCUACAAAGAAGUUGCUAAAGGACUGAACUCACCUGAACUUCGAAAGAAUCCCAACAUCCCAUACGUCGACGACAUUGUAGAACUUAACAAUAUCCAAACAAAGCCAGUACAAGGAAAUAAGGAUGGAAAAUCUCAUAGUGAAAACACAGAAUCACUUUCUAAUCUUCGAAAUAAUCCAAACAUCCCAUACGUCGAUGACAACGAUGAACUUAAUAACGUCCGAAUUGAACCUGUAUCACGAAAUAUAGACGAAGAUUCCGAUAAUGAAGAAACAGAACCGCUAAUACCAAGUAGAGAUGGAAAAAUCCAUGCUACUGAUCUUGGUUCUGUACGAUCAUCGCCUAAUAGUGACACUAUAGUUGUAAAUACUCCAGAAGGAACGCUUUAUAUUACUCUAGAUCCCGAUUCGACUAAACCCAGUACUUCAAGUUCAAAAAGUCCAAGUACAAAAUCUACUAACACGGCUUCUCCUAGUACCUCUAAAGCAUUUGGUGCGGGUGAGUCGAAGGACCUGAUAACUGUGGAGAGAGGUGAAGAGGUGACAUCAGUGGAGCAGAGGAAGGCAAGUUUGAGAAGAAACUCGAUAUCAAUGCCGACUUUGAGCGAGAUUGACAUGAUCCGACAACAGUAUAUACAGAGCCAUCAGAAUGGGAUUCCUGAGCACCAUCAGAGCUCAGCGUCAGGGUUCAGCGAUGGCGACAACCCGACUGAUGACGUCAACGAGAUCCACUCCGAGCAGGAAAAUGUCAAGCCUCCCCGCUCCCCGCGCCGCAAGGGCCCUCGGCGGCUGGGGCGCUCAGAGUUCAGUAUGGACGACGACGACUACUCGCCAAGCAACUCUGUUACCUCCGUCAAUUCCCUUGCCAGCCUUUUGAGAGAGAAACUUCAGAGUAUCCCCCAAAAAAUUCGCAAAAAAUCAACCGACUACAAGCUAUGGGCGUUCGUCGGUCUCAUGUUCUUAGCAGUGUGUUUAUUCGUGGGCUUCGCAUAUGUGCUAUACCACAACCAGGCGGCAACGAAGGCGUAUUUCCGCAGAGUCCAAUUUAACGAACCCAAAAGACUCAUCAAGGUCUUUAAUAGAGACGACGUCGAGAUCCUUAAAGCUACUUUAGCGGUGAACAUAGAGGGCAAGAGCAAGUCAUAUCCCUGUCUUCCUCAACAUCGUAUGAAUGACGGGUCAGAAUGCCUCGAAUGGAUGAACACGCAGCGGUUCUAUUUGAAGUGCCUCCCGCAUGAUCCUGGAGUCGACAAUACAACAUGUUACUCUAUACAUUGGAAAGCUUUAAGACCAGAUGUCUAUCCCACCGACUGCUUCGAUUGGAGCGACACCAAAGUCCAAUGGUAUGGAGGUGCCCAGUCUACUAAUCUCACAUGGCCCUUGAAUACUGGUUCGAUAGACUUCACUCCUUUCAUAACAGGCGAUAUACAGAAAUCACAAUUAAGCAACGUACUCAAUAGAUACUUAAUAAAUUCCAAAGGAGCAGGCAUUAUCAUUGACGACGCAACACCUUUACACAUUUCUGUCAAUAAAGAAAGUAAAAAAGGAGAAUACGAGAAACAAAUCUGCCUGAAAUCUAAAUAUGACGAUUUUGCCUUCGCCAACAGAUUUACAGAAUUCGCAGAGAUGAAAUAUAAUAUCUGUAUUUCCAAAGAUAUGAGAAAUUUACAUUCAUCGAUACAUAGCCAUAGUAGCGCUCCUUUAUGGGAUGGACUAAAACCAGAAGACAUGCAGACUUUGGACUCUCUCAUAUCAGAGCCAGUAUGGCAAAUUGCACCUCGAUUCCGGCAUGAACUUCAGGCUGAAACGAUUUCAAAGUACACCGAUAAUGUUAUUAACCUAGGAUUCUUAAAACAAGGUCACGUGCUUAUAAAUGAAUAUUGGCAACAUAUCAUUGGGGAUUUAGCUGUUGACACUAGUCGAUUUGCAACAUUGAAUGAAACUGUAGACAAAUUACAUAGAAGAGGUUUCAAAGUUGCUUUUACUGUUCAACCCUUUAUCAGUACUGAAAGUCAUAACUUUGCAGAAUGUGUACAGAAAAGAUUGCUUGUAACGGAACGAAGUAGUGAUAGGAGAAUUCCGGCGCUAACAAGGUUCAAAUCCUUGCAAAGUGCUGGUGUUCUUGAUAUAACUAAUAAUAGAUCUAUUCCUUGGCUUCUAGAUAAGUUACAAACUGUCAUAGAGGAAUAUCACAUUGAUGCGUUUUACUUCGACUUAGGAACAGCAUACGAUAUGCCACAUUACUACCAAUGUGAGAAGCCACUGAUCAACCCUGAUCAUUACAAGACCAUAUUCACCAAGACCUUUGAAAAAACUUUAAAUAUUAUCGGGGUAUCUUCAGCAAUAUCUCUACCUCGACCACCCAUUUUUGUAUCACUGCCCCCAUUUGAAUCUACGUGGGAAGCGUUGAAGUUAGUAAUACCCACAAUGCUUACUUAUGGCAUAAAUGGUUUUCCAUUUAUAAUGCCCGGAGCUGUUGGUGGAGAUAUCUAUUGGCCUGGAAGUGAACAGUUCUUGCCAUCCUCAAAAGGUCAGGUGGAUGCAACAAACGCUACUCAAGAAAAUGGAAUUGACUUACCAGAUCGAGAACUCUACAUGCGAUGGUUGCAAAUGGCAACAUUCUUGCCUGUGAUGAAAUUCACUCAUUUGCCUAGUAAAUACAAUGACGAGAAAGUUUUGGAAAUGGCGAAAAACCUGACCCUGUUCAGGCAGAAAACGGUGACACCAUUACUAUUGAAAUAUAAACGUGAGGCUUUGGAGGAAGGCUUGCCACUCAUCAGGCCUUUGUGGCUUCUAACUGGUGGGGAAGCCGCACUUUUGGUGCAAGAUGAAUUUGCUCUGGGAGAUGAGAUCGUUGUCGCCCCUGUAUUAAACCCUGGAGACACCACUAGAGAAGUAUACCUCCCUGCUGGACUCUGGCAAGACGGCAUCGAUGGAUCGCUGCGCAAGGGCAACCGCUGGAUGCACGAAUACAAAGUUCCUCUCGACCGCGUCGCUUAUUUUCUUAGAAAACCUGAUGACUUGAGGUUCAGAUAGUUUAAUGCUUAACAAAUGGCUAUUAUAUUUCAAACAAGAUGUGGCAGGCGUGCUUGAUAAACAAUGUUCGGUAUAAAAUGUUACCUUGAUGUACACUCGGAAGCUAAUAAUUUAUGGAUAUAAUUCGAUGUUUUCCUUGUUUGAAUUUUUUAUUCUUGAUAAUGAAAUAGGUAACUUAUGAAUCAAAAUAAUGCCCUUUAAUAUAUGUCAUUUUGUAAACAAUAAUGGUAUUGGCUUGCGAAGAAACAUAUUAUUACUUAUUGAUGGUUGUGACAAUCGAAGGUGGAAACCUAUUAAUACCUAUCAGGUAUGGAAUGAUGAGGCUAUGCGUAAUUAUUUAUGUAAAUGUGCCUACGACUACGAUCUCACAAUGUGUCGUGUACGAGUUUUUGAAAUAUUCGUUGCUGCUUUUUUGCCUAAAUUCUGUCGUCGUCUAUUCUUUUAACUAUAAAUCUAGUCUUUCUAUAUACCAAGCUAUAAGUUAAGUUAAUAACUAUUAAUUAAUACAACGAAUGCGAGAAAAAAUACGACACUUAUAAAACUGCAUACAAAAUGAACACAGCAAUUUAUGUAAAUAGAUAACAAUAAAA